CUCUCAACCGUUGCUUCUCGCUCUAAAACAGUGAGAGAGAAGUUGCUUCCCUUGAUCUCAUUUUCUUAUCUUUCUGCUCCUUCUGAGUUUCCGCCUGCUGUUUCACUUCGGAAGAUUGAAAUUCUGGGUUUUUUUUAGCUUGAUUCGAAAAGGGUUUUGAUCUGGGCAUCUGGGUUUUCGAUUCGGUGCUGUUUCUCAAAUUCUGCUCGCCGAUUCUGUCCGAAACUCGAAUUUUCGGCCUUUUUGAGUUGAUUGGGAAGAGGGUUUUGAUCCGAGUUUCUGCUUCUACUGAUUCUGUUGCUGUUUAGCUGAUUCGCUUGGACAACCUCAAAUUUUGGUUCUUUUACUCGAUUUACACUCUUCUUUUUUUUCAUAUAUAUAAAAUUUCCUCAUUUAUCUCUUCCAACAGUGCUGAUUAGUCAACUCGGAUCGAAAGAUCAAUAUUUUGUUUUUUGGGCUGGAAAUUUGUGUCUUUUUCUUUCGUGCGCAGGAAUCAGAGGUUCGGAUUUCAGCUUGAAUAGGUAUCGUUUGGUGGAUUUUACUGUGUGGAAGUUGACCAUCUUCAAAGAUGGUUUUGAGAUCGAAUUUGCAGUUUUCUGCUUGAAUUCAGGUUUUUUAAAAAAAAAAAACUGAUUUGACUUAAAUCUUCGCAUUUCUUUUAAAAAAUCAAAGGUUUUCUCCAGCUAGAAACUGACUAAUCGAAGACAAUUGCCAUCUCGAAAUCAUCCCCUUCAGCUGAAAUCUGUGCUCUUUAUUCGGAAAAUCUUGACUUAGAAGCAGCUAAGAUCAAAAGAGGAGUUUUUAGCUGCAAUUCUAUUUUUUAUUUUAAGAUUAUAAUUUUGGUUUUUUUUUUUUAAUUAUUUAAAUAAGACCAAAUCAGAUUCGAAUUCCAUUUCCCAUUUUCUUUUUUGGGUCGUAAAUUACUGCAAAUGGGGGGAGUAUGCAGCAAGAAGACAGACGAAUCCCCGACUGCCAUCAGAACCACUGGCAAUUUGCCAUACACUGCCGACCUAAGUUCAUAUGAGUCUGCCUGCCGGCUCGACCCUGACUUGCAAACCUUUGACACCACCCUCCACGCCCGCACAAACCAUGUGAUCAACACUCUUGCCGUUGGUGUACAGCUCCGGGCCCUUUCCUUCGAUUCUCUCAAAGAAGUCACUGGAUUCCUUCUCGAGACGAAUCAAGAAGUCGUGAAGAUCAUCCUAGAAUGCAAGGAAGACAUAUGGAAAAACCCAGAACUCUUCAACAUCGUCAAAGAGUACUUCGAGAAGAGCUUGCAGAUGUUCGAUUUCUGCACGGCAUUGGAGAAGUGCCUGAGGCGGGCCCGUGACAGCCAGCUUAUCAUACAGCUUGCGCUCCAACAUUUUGAAGCGGAGGGGAAUGGAAGCACUGGCGAUGGGAAGAAAUAUUCAAGGACAGUGGAGGAAUUAAAGAAUUUCAAGGCUGCUGGAGACCCAUUUACGGAAGAGUUCUUUCAGAUAUUCCAAUCCAUUUACAAGCAGCAGAUCUCAAUGCUCGAGAAAUUGCAACUCCGCAAGAGCAAGAUCGAUAAAAAGCUGAAAUCUGCGAAGACAUGGCGCAAGGUCUCGUGCAUUAUCUUUGCAUCAGCAUUUGUUGCAGUCGUGAUUUGUGCGGUUGUGACAGCUGCUGUGGCGGCCCCACCUGUUGCAGCAGCGGUGGCGGCCGCUGCGUCUGUGCCUUUGGGAUCAAUGGGUAAAUGGUUCAAUUCACUUUGGAAGAAUUAUGAGGUUGCUCUGAAAGGGGAGAAGGAGAUAAUUGGCUCAAUGUGGGUGGGCACUUUCGUUGCUAUCAAGGACAUGGAUACUAUUCGGGCACUCGUGGACCAUUUGGAGAUUGAGGUUGAGUCAUUGCUACAGAAUGCCGAUUUCGCCCUGAGGGAUGAUGAGGCGGUGAGGUUUGGGAUUGAGGAAAUUAAGAAGAAGCUGGGAGUAUUUAUGAAAAGUCUUGAAGAUUUGGGUGACCACCUCAACGGCUGCAUCAGAGAUAUAAGAAUGGCAAGGACGCUUGUCGUGCAGAAGAUCAUCAAACAUCCUAACUGAAUGAGAGAAGAUGCUCGUAUUCAUCUUGUUCAGAGUUAUACAUUGCCAGCAAUUGCAAGUCCUCCCGUAUAUACUAAAGGUUAGUCAUUUGUUGACUUCAAAGUAUUGAAAAUGUAAUGUGAUAAUUAUGCUCAUGGGAUUCUCUGUCCUGAGAUCUUAUUUCCAUCUCCUGUCUGUAACAAUGUCUGCUAUUGUCUGUUUGGACAAUCCAAAUGUAUUUUGACUUGAGGUGAUCGUCACUCCUCACUGAUUUUAGCAUUGUAGGAGAAUUUUGGUAUAGAAGUUAGACAAAUUGAAAAAGUUCAGAUA
Messenger RNA from Magnolia sinica, 2369 nucleotides. RefSeq names its product UPF0496 protein 1-like. The transcript has 2 exons. The coding region runs from base 930 to 2060 and encodes 376 amino acids. Lineage: Eukaryota; Viridiplantae; Streptophyta; Magnoliopsida; Magnoliales; Magnoliaceae. The record is from RefSeq and is a predicted model, not a curated record.